This is a messenger RNA of Hermetia illucens (black soldier fly), 1482 nucleotides long. It is a transcript of the gene Rpt5, whose product is annotated as 26S proteasome regulatory subunit 6A-B. The record is from RefSeq and is a predicted model, not a curated record. The coding region runs from base 77 to 1363 and encodes 428 amino acids. Gene Ontology annotation, cellular component: proteasome regulatory particle, base subcomplex. Gene Ontology annotation, biological process: proteasome-mediated ubiquitin-dependent protein catabolic process. NCBI's taxonomy places the organism in Eukaryota, Metazoa, Arthropoda, Insecta, Diptera, Stratiomyidae. Gene Ontology annotation, molecular function: ATP binding; ATP hydrolysis activity; proteasome-activating activity. The transcript is spliced from 3 exons.
CUGAUUCGUAUCCUCCUGUCAAAUUAGUAAACAGUCAAGUCAUUCAUUCUGUGUUUCUUGUAAGAUUCGAUCAAGGAUGGCCGCAACAUUGGAAGAUAAAUCUAUUUGGGAGGAUGGCGAGGAGUCUUUAGGCGAGGAAGUGCUGCGAAUGUCCACGGAUGAGCUGGUUAGCCGAACUCGCUUGAUGGAUAAUGAGAUCAAAAUCAUGAAAAGUGAGGUUAUGCGGAUUACCCACGAAAUACAAACGCAAACAGACAAAAUAAAGGAUAAUACUGAAAAGAUAAAGGUGAACAAAACUCUGCCUUAUUUGGUAUCAAACGUCAUCGAGCUGCUUGACGUCGACCCGCAAGAGGAAGAGGAAGACGGAGCAGUUUUGGUCUUGGACAACCAACGAAAGGGAAAAUGUGCUGUUAUAAAGACUUCUACAAGGCAAGCCUACUUCUUACCAGUAAUAGGCUUGGUCGACGCAGAAAAGCUGAAGCCCGGCGACUUGGUAGGUGUAAACAAAGACUCGUAUUUGAUCCUUGAAACUUUGCCGGCCGAGUACGAUGCCCGAGUCAAGGCAAUGGAGGUGGAUGAACGCCCAACUGAACAAUAUUCAGAUAUUGGAGGCCUCGAUAAACAGAUCCAGGAAUUGAUUGAAGCUGUUGUGCUGCCAAUGACACAUAAGGACAAAUUUAAAAAUUUAGGAAUUCACCCCCCGAAGGGAGUCCUGUUGUACGGGCCGCCUGGAACUGGCAAAACUCUCCUGGCAAGAGCAUGUGCUGCUCAGACAAAGUCCACAUUCUUGAAGCUCGCCGGCCCCCAACUCGUCCAGAUGUUCAUUGGUGACGGUGCAAAAUUGGUCCGUGACGCCUUUGCUCUGGCAAAGGAAAAGUCGCCUGCCAUCAUUUUCAUUGACGAACUUGAUGCAAUCGGCACAAAGCGUUUCGACUCUGAGAAGGCGGGCGAUCGCGAAGUGCAACGAACAAUGUUGGAGCUCCUGAAUCAACUCGACGGCUUCAGCUCAACGGCCGACAUAAAAGUUAUUGCAGCAACAAAUCGUGUUGAUAUCUUGGAUCCGGCUCUUCUGCGAUCCGGUCGUUUGGAUCGGAAGAUCGAAUUCCCCCAUCCAAAUGAAGAGGCUCGAGCUCGAAUCAUGCAAAUUCACUCGAGAAAGAUGAAUGUUUGCCCCGACGUGAACUUCGAGGAAUUGGCAAGAUCCACCGAUGACUUCAACGGAGCCCAGUGUAAGGCUGUGUGUGUCGAAGCGGGUAUGAUCGCGCUGCGCAGGUCGGCAACGAGCGUCACCCACGAGGACUUCAUGGAUGCCAUCAUGGAAGUCCAAGCCAAGAAGAAGGCGAAUCUUAAUUAUUAUGCUUAGAAUAUACGAAAUUUCUAUAAUUGUGAAGUAGUUUCGAACGACUAUCUGAAAACAUUUAAGUGGAAACUGUAUCACCGAGCGUUUGGUAUUUACAAUAAAAUUCUAUUCCUUUAAUGCAA